GAGUUGGAAGUGGUGUGAAAUUAGGAUACCUUCACCCUAACUAUUUAAAUAUCGGAUUAGCAUAAACGGAGCCACUGCAGCCCAACCGGAGCCCCAGUUGGACCAGGACACUGUCCGUUCAUCUCAGCUUGUACAAAGCUCUUUUUGAUAGUCAUCGAUCAAUCGAUAUAAUGGCUGCGAUUCAUAAAACCCUAGUAUUUCUCAUCUGGGCAGUGAUUAUAUGUUCUGUUGAAGUCCUUGCAAAGAAAUCUCCCCGCCCAAUUUCUGACACCGAAGUUCGACAAAGGAAACAAAAUUGCUACUCAGACAUUGAACUUGGAUAUUGGGGCAAGCAAUGCAAAUCUUCAAUGGUAGCAAAGGAGAAUUGUGCUUUAAAAUGCCUGUCACCAGCUUGCUAUGAGCUUAUUUAUGAGAGUGAUCCGCUGGAAGAAGGGGAGAAAGAUUAUGUGAGGAGCCAAGAGUACAAGUACUGUAUGCAUAGAUUGUCUUUGGGAGAGAGCUUGGAUGGUGUUAGAGGUUCUUUUGAUUAAACAAGGAAUUGAAGACUAAAAUGUGUUGUGUUUUUAAACUAGUAUUUAAGAAGGUUUGCUUUUUUGAAGGGUUAAAACUUUUUUUUUGUGUAAAGUACUUGUAAUUAUUGAAGUUGUUUGAUUCCUGGAAAUGAUCAUGUGCAUUGUCAUGUUGUA
Messenger RNA from Lactuca sativa (garden lettuce), 686 nucleotides. RefSeq lists its product as uncharacterized. The record is from RefSeq and is a predicted model, not a curated record. Lineage: Eukaryota; Viridiplantae; Streptophyta; Magnoliopsida; Asterales; Asteraceae.